AUGACUGAAAGUGGCGAAGAUUACGGUUUAGGCUUUCCAACUAGUCCAAAAACACCUAAUGGAUAUUCACCUGAAUUGGAACGAUUAUUGCGUGAAACAGCUCAUCUUCGUGCUGAUCCAUCACUUAUACUUGAAACACCUAAUGUUUAUGAACAAGCAGCUCGUCUUAAAAAACUUGGUGUUGUCGAUCAUAUAAGUCAAUUUGAUAUAAAUAGUUAUCAAAAUAUAACUGAUGAAUUAAGCAAAACACCAUCAGCUGUAUCUUUAUCAUCAUCAUCAUCAUCGACUUGUUCAUCUGAUUUAAGUCCACCUGCUCAUCUUGUACCAUUACAAAUGCAUCAUCAUUAUUAUCAGCAUCAUCAUCAUCCUUCAUAUUCAAUUACAACAACAACAGCAGCAAGUGAAGUUUCAUAUCAACAUCCAGGUUCAAAACUUCGUACAAGUCCAUUAAUUCAUUCGCCUACAGCUUUAUUUCUUUGUCGAAAACGUCUUCCAUUAGAUAAUGAAUUAAUGAGUGAUGAAUUAUCUUCAACAACGACAUAUGAAAAUUUUAUGCAACAACAACAACGUCUAUCAACAUGCUAUUGUCGAGACAAUAAUCAAACAACAAAUACAAUAUUAUCUUGUCCAAAUCCAAUUCAUAAUAAUAAUAAUAAUAAUAAUAAUAAUACAGAAAUUAUUAAAACAGAACCUACACAAUAUUUAUCAGAUUAUUCAAUGGAUUUUGGACAUCAAUUCUAUGAUGAUAAAACAUUUUCCACUAUGUCAUCAGAUACAUAUUCGCCAUCAUCAUCAUUACUUGUUCCUAUUGGAUUAUCUACUGAUAAUAUUAAAUUAUCAUCAUCACCACCAUCAAUUCCUGAUUAUUCUUUAACAUCUCCAAUUGAUGGUUUUAAUCAAACUGGUAUCAAUGAUAUGUGGUCUCCAUCAGUUGUACCAAAAGGUCGAAAACGUUCAUCAACAAAUAUAUCAAAUGAACCAAAAACAAAACGAAAAACUCCUUCUUCAUUUCAAGAUGCUAAUAUACAAGAAGAUGUACAACGAAGAAGUGGUAUUAUUCAUGCAUGUAGUCAUCCAGGAUGUGGAAAAAUAUAUAAUAAAUCAUCACAUUUACGUGCUCAUGAACGAACACAUACAGGUAUUAAACCAUAUUCAUGUCAAUGGCCUGCUUGUGGUUGGAAAUUUGCACGGUCUGAUGAAUUGACACGACAUUAUCGUAAACAUACUGGUGUCAAACCAUUUGCGUGUAAAUUUUGUGAUCGAGCUUUUGCUCGCUCCGAUCAUUUAACCCUUCAUAUGAAACGACAUCUUUAA
This is a messenger RNA of Rotaria sordida, 1314 nucleotides long. The record is from the annotation of a GenBank genome assembly. NCBI's taxonomy places the organism in Eukaryota, Metazoa, Rotifera, Eurotatoria, Philodinida, Philodinidae.